Amphibalanus amphitrite is the source of this 3550-nucleotide messenger RNA. RefSeq lists its product as uncharacterized. NCBI's taxonomy places the organism in Eukaryota, Metazoa, Arthropoda, Thecostraca, Balanomorpha, Balanidae. The record is from RefSeq and is a predicted model, not a curated record. Bases 950 to 3268 code for a protein of 772 amino acids. The transcript is spliced from 3 exons.
GACCCUUUUUGCAACUUUUUUUGAGAAGCUAGCCAGCACGCCCCUAGAUCGACGUGGCUUGAUGCCCUGAGCACGAAAAUACCAUUUUUGACCAGAAUUUUUGAAUUUGAAAGCCCGCCCCGAAAUUUAAAGAUGGAAAAAUGAGCCUGUUUUUGCGAUUCUGACAUUUUCGGUGCAGCUAUUCAAUAGUUUCUAUUUAAAGAGCAUAGUGAAAUGGCAUAAUAUAAGUUACCACACUAAUUCUGCGCCGGCAUGGUAAGUUUCAUACCUCUACUCCCAUUUUACCAGUUUUUAUCGAAGAUUUUCCGAUGAGCGUCGGCCGCCCGUUUAGCUCGAGCUUUCAGAACCGGUCAGUAGAUGGCUGCACAUUCGUACCAUGGACGGGACGCCUGUGAUUGGCUCUCGACGUGGUUUGUAUUAUUAUUUCCUCUUCAGCAGAAGGAAACUUGUACAUUUCGAUGUUUACCACAUUUCCAUCACAUUCAUUUCACCUUGCAUGCAUACUGAAGCAUGAAAAACACGCGUGCCCGAAAGCGAUGAUGCGUUUUUACGCUCAAUAACGUGUUUUAAAGUGUGUGGAUUUUGAGUACCGGCUUUAUGGAGGGCUCUCAGUGUGUCUUUUAUUGUCAUUUCCAUAUCCGCAUUAAAAAUUCAUAUUUUUAUGUUUUUGUCUCCAUUAGUCUUAUAUUUUAUCCUAUAUGUAUAGUAUGUAUAACAACUGUUAUAGGUACCUAUGCAUGUUUAUUCCCUUUCAACCACUUGCGGGAGCACUCAGUCUGUUACGAGAGACAUUGCUACUAGCAAGGUAGAUGCUUUGUUCAGAUUUAGAAAAUUGCGGUUCGUCAUAAAUAAAUCCAGCAGCUCUAGGUCACAUGUCAGCGCCCGAGGCGCCGCUCGCACGUAAUGGGUCAAUCUCAUAAAGGGCGGCAGUCGCUGACACAGCUUCGCCAUGGCGGGUACUCGGCGGGCUUUGCGAUCUACCAAAAAAACACACCAUCUCUUUGGCAUCAAGCCAGCGAAUCUUCCCAAAAAUCAGCUUCCGACGUGUCGAGACAUAGUGGCCAGAAUUUUGUAUUUAAGGUCAGAUGAGAGAAACGAAAGGGGUGUGGCUGAAUCUUGCGUCGCAAUGUCACCGUUGUUGGCACAGGUGGGGGACGAGUGCCUCGAUAUCUGGAGACGCGCAUCGCUGCCGACCCUGGCGAGAUUCCGGGUUGUCAAGAAGGUUCACACGUUGUGGAAGACGAAGGAUAUGGUUCGAAAACACGGAGCAAGAAAGGGCAAGCUUGUCACCGCUAAACCAGCAGAGAUGAGUCGGCUGUUCGACAUCAGGAGCGGGUCGCAGAAGCCCGUGUCGAAGGAAGACCUGAAAUUCCUCGAGGACCAGCGCACCAAGCGGCGUCUUUAUAUUGGACCUGUGGACUGGACCGCAACGAUCGCACGGCGGCGUUCCGAGGCACGCCGGGCUGCUGAGGCAAGGCUGCUACAGCGCGGACGCGACACGGCCGGGCCCAGCCGCGGCCCUGACCACCAGAACGCAGCCGUAGCCGUCGCCGACCACACCGCCGGUCGCUGCAAGCGCGCUGCUGCCGUUGCUGCUACGGCGGUCAUCGCUGCCGGAGACAGGAGGACGGGGGAGGAGGCCAGCAGCGCAGACUGCUCCAGCGAAGACUCGGACGACAGCUACCAACCUCCGAGAAAGGCCACACAGCAGGGAUCGCAGCCUCUCCGUGCAACAGCCGAAGCUCUAGACGCAAGUCACGUGGGGGCUAGGAAAGGAUCAAAAAUCUUAACAGCUCUAAAGGAAGACCUGGGCCUGUUGGGCUUCCAAAACAGCGGACUUGUAACGAAACGGAAAGUGCAGAACUCGCUGGACAAGUGCCGUGAGGACAAGCUCCAAGGCCUGGCGGCAGACACAGCUGCAUGUACGGCCCUGUUCUGCGACGGCCGCCAGGACAAGGAGCUGAGUCCAGGCGGCAGCCGCACUGUUGGCAACGUGACGAUCAAUAUGCACCCCGGCGACAUCCACAUCGGACAUUUCUCCUGCGAGCCGGGAGAAAGACACAGCGGGGAGGUCUACGCCAACAAGCUGCUCGCCUUUUUGGCGGAACGAGGCGUCAGCUGCGAGAGGCUGACCGCCUUCGGUGGCGACGGAGCAAAUCAGGUCACUGGUUGGAAGAUGGGUCAGAUGGCCUGUUUCGAGCGCCUGCUGGGCCGUCCGCUGCAACGCCUGGUCUGUCUGUGCCACCACGCCGAGCUGCCAUUCCGUGCGCUCUUCCAGCAUCUGGACGGCAAGACCACCGGGCCUUCAACCUUCUCCGGACCCAUCGGACGACAAAUAGCCGGGGACGUCCAGAAGCUGGCUAUUAAGAGUUUCCCUCGGCUGGCUUGUCCCGACUUCCCCAGCCUCCCACCGGCUGUGGUUCACAGUCUCAGCAGUGACCUGCGACUGCUCUACGAGACCGCUCGAGCGGUCGUGACGGAGGACGACGUCCCACCACGGGUGGCUGCGGCGGCACACGGCAAGCUCUACGCCGCCCGCUGGCACACCGCCCAAAGUCGCCUCUUGCGACACUACAUGGCGCAGGAGCGACCCGGCGAUGCUCUGGCGGCCCUGGCGGUGUACGUGUGCUGUGUUUAUGUGCCAACGGUGAUGGCCAUAAAACACAAGUCCGAUGCUGUCCACGCUGCGCCACACCUCCACGCCGAGCUCCGCCGCCAGGAGCGCUACUGCCGACCUGAAGACCUGCCGGUGCUCCGGGCCAGCGUGCGCCGCAACGCCUUUAUGGCGCAUGAAGAGAACGUUUUACUCGCGAUGCUCGGCGACGCCGACCCUACCGUUCGGACCGAAGCAGUCGGUGUCAUCAAGCGGAUCCGAGCGACACGCGAGUCACCAGUCCCGGGCCUCGUGCGGCCCUUCCGAGUCCCUGGGUCCGUGGGCGCCACGACGGCGCUGAACGAUUCAGCGGCGACCUACUGGAGCCUGGUGGACCUCGACCGCGCCACGCUGGAGCCGCCGCUGACCCAAGGGAUGACCGGAGACCAGUUGGAGAAGUUUUUGGAGACCCCGCUUCUGACCGGACUGCCGUGCCAUACGCAGUCCACGGAGCGAGCCGUCAAAGUGACGACGGAGGCGGCCGGGCAGGUCAGAGGGGCUCGGCGACAGGACGGCCAUGCGCUAAACAAGCUGGCGUGGAGGAGGCGAAACCCAGGACAGGUGGUGAAGAAGAAGUACCGCCCAGUCAAAACCACAGCAGAGAAGGAGGGAUAGACAGCUCGGAGAGCUGAAUGCACCAAAUUCAGCAGCAGACCGGGAGUCGGGCGCGCCGGUCGGGGCGACAGGAAAAGCCAGGCACGGACGAUAAGAAACUUAUUUACUGCGCAAAGACCUUGUACAUACAAUGCUGUGUUUUCCGUCGUCCCGCUGUGAUGAGCGCUGCUUGUCUGGCGCUGUGCGUCCGUCGUAUUUUAUGUGAAGUAUGUUAUGGGCACACAGUGCGGUAACUCGUGCAAUACAGAUCUCAUUUGUAGACAAUUGUCUUUUUCAGGCUGC